UCUAAUUUGUUGUUUCUCAACCUACUAUGCAGUGCGAUCAGGAGAAGCAGGGCAUUGUGACAUCACCAGAGAAAAUGGAUGAGUAUGUGCGCGAGAAUGGUUUCGCCGGUUGGUAUGAGACAUCAGCCAAGGAAAAUAUCAACAUAGAUGAAGCAGCAAGGGCUUUGGUGAAUAAGAUUUUACUCAACGACAAGCUGAUCAGCGCCGCCGAUCUGGCAGACAGCGAGAAAUUUAAUUUGAACAGUUCCAUGGAACAGACGACAUCAGAAAGCAAAAGCAAAUGUUCGUGCUGACCAGUUUUUACUGAGAAAAUUCAUUGAAAGCGUAGUUUCGACAAUAAAUUUCUCCAUAAAGCUGGGAUUUUUGAAAAUUUAAAGGAAUCGAGUUUUUUUUUGUUUUUGAUACGGCAAACUGGAAAUUCUCGCUCGACACUAUGCAUUUUGCAACCGUUUCAUGGAUCCUGCGCCAACAAAACAGGCAUGCAUUUUCCAAGGUCAUUGCUGUUAGCCGAGGACGCAUCGAAAUUUUUAAAAUAUGUUACUAAUUAAAAACAAA
Messenger RNA from Rhagoletis pomonella (apple maggot), 555 nucleotides. Its product is annotated as ras-related protein Rab-32-like. Bases 27 to 293 code for a protein of 88 amino acids. The transcript is spliced from 2 exons. The record is from RefSeq and is a predicted model, not a curated record. Lineage: Eukaryota; Metazoa; Arthropoda; Insecta; Diptera; Tephritidae.